AUGAAUAACUUACUAUUUUUCUUUGCACCUCAGAUGGAGAACUACAAUUCUAAUGGAACUUUGAAUGUUGAUGGGAGCUCCAAUGCUCCAGUUUCUGUUGUUACUGAUAAUGGAGAGACAAUGACAAAUGUGAUCAAUCCAAAUAUUCCAGAAAAUGAAGGUGAAGUGCGAGAUAGUGAAGUUGAUAGGAGGAAUUUUAUUUAUCAACAUAGAGUUAUUGGACAAGCCAUUUUGGAAUUCCGAGAGUAUGCUCGUGCUGGAUUUAGAGCAAUACCUCCUCUGUUAAACAUUAAUCUGCAUAUAUAUGAGGCGACCAAUUCAACAUGUCUUGAGACGAAGGAGCAUUGUUGCAUAUGCUUGGAGGAGUAUUGUGACAAAGAAGAACUUGCAAGAAUUGAUUGUGGCCAUAUGUACCAUAUGGAUUGUCUCAAAGAGUGGAACAAGAUUGUGAACACUUGCCCCGUCUGCAGGAGGAGAGUGGCGGUUAUUUGCCAUUUUGCAUUGAGAUUCCGUACUUACCUUGGUCGCUUGGCUGCAACUAAUCAGCUUAGGUCGGGCUCAGUGAACUGA
Molecule: messenger RNA, 570 nt
Organism: Solanum stenotomum
Lineage: Eukaryota; Viridiplantae; Streptophyta; Magnoliopsida; Solanales; Solanaceae
Product: E3 ubiquitin-protein ligase MBR2-like
Exons: 4
Coding region: 1-570 (189 amino acids)
Molecular function (GO): ubiquitin protein ligase activity
Source: RefSeq, a predicted model, not a curated record